AAUUCGACAUCUGCGUCUCAGGAAGUUAGACUCCGCACCAUCAUUGCAUGUGCAUUAGACAGUGCAUAACAUUCUAGGAAAAACAUGAACGGGCGAUUCAGAGGUAUGAGUCGACUCAACUCAAACUUGGAGACAGAAAGCGUUCAGUAAAGUGACAAACAUAUGCAAAGAGAGUCGCCCCGGGACGGUCCGCCUUCAUUUCUGCCAUUCUAGGGUCGAACCCGACUAUAGGUUCAUUCUUCAUACCUUUAAUUCUUACUUCUAGCUCACGAACUAGUUCAACAUCUACGGACUCGUUUAUUCAGGCUGUAUCGGUUCUGAAGAUAUUAUGAUGGCUACGGUGGCAAAUCCCAUGCCACCACUCCCGGUACUGCUACCGCAGGGCUCAAGGCCUUCGUCUCAAGUUUCUCAGCAUGAAUGGAGACCAAAACGAGACCUUUCGAUACCCCUCCCAGCCCCGCAGGAGGAUUCUAUGACUCAAGAACAACAGAUGGCUAUGGCUAGGGUAGGCCCCGAUGGGAAGGUGAAGAAGGUGAGGCCAAGAAGAACCGUGGAUUACGGGGGACCAAUGGGUCGUUGGGCCCUGUUACGAAAGCUGCGACCGAACCAAACGUAUGUGCCGUUCCUACGGCCUGCGCCGCCAUAUAUCAUCGACCUGCUUCCACCGAAAGCGUACCCUGAAAACGCUUCAACAUCAUUAUGUACCAAGUUCGUACACACUUCAACGAAUAAAAUCAGAUGCCCUGUGAACUGUGUGACGUGGACACCAGAAGGCCGACGGAUAUUGACAGGCUCUACUAGUGGUGAAUUCACGCUCUGGAAUGGCCUGACAUUCAACUUCGAGACCAUUCUGCAAGCGCAUGACACCGCCGUGCGAGCGUUCGAGUUUUCCCAUUCUGGGUCGUAUCUCGCCUCGGCGGACCAGAGUGGUAUCAUCAAAUACUUCCAGCCUAAUAUGAACAACUUGACAGCUUGGACCGGUCACCGGGAAGCUAUCCGAGACUUGAGCUUUAGUCCUGACGAUGGCAGGUUUGCGACUGCAAGUGACGACUCGUCCAUCAAGAUUUGGUCGUUUGAGGAGAGUCGGGAAGAGAAAGUCCUUACUGGACAUGGUUGGGAUGUCAAAUGUGUGAAAUGGCAUCCGACAAAAGGUCUCCUCGUUUCAGGAAGUAAGGACAAUAUGAUUAAGUUCUGGGAUCCUCGAAUGGGAACCGUGCUCUCCACACUUCAUUACCAUAAGAACACCGUACAGGCUUUGGCUUGGUCGCCAGAUGGUAACUUUGUUGCUAGCGCAUCUCGGGACCAGACCGUUCGAGUGUUCGACAUCCGCGCUAUGAAAGAAUUCCGCGUCUUGAAAGGUCACAAGAAAGAAGUUUGCUCUGUAACAUGGCAUCCAUUCCAUCCUCUACUCGUAUCCGGAGGUUCUGAAGGCUCAAUUCUUCAUUGGGACCUGUCUUCUUCAACAGACCCGCUUCCAACUCAAUCCGCUUCACAUGUCCCAGGACCUCGAGCCACUCUUUCACAAGCACAUGAUUCUAACGUCUGGUCACUGACCUUCCACCCUCUCGGUCACCUCCUUGUCUCCGCUUCCAAUGACCAUACAACACGAUUCUGGUGUCGCGAACGACCAGGAGACGCGACUUCAGUGUUCUCCGGUGGCGGAGAGAAACCACCCGAAGUGGUUGAUGGCGGAGGACAAGACGAAGAUGAAGACAACUUUGUUCCUGGGUUCAACUUCGCUUCUGGCGCAGGUGCACCAGGACAAACUUGGGACGACCAAGGGCCGAGUGGUGCAAGCGGAUACGAUGGUUAUGGUCGUGGCCGAGGUGGUGGAUAUGGUGGAGGAUAUCAACAAGAUGGCGGAGAGGGAGAGGAUUUCAUCCCUGGAUUGGGACCUGGACCCUCGGAUACCGGUGUGUCGAGCUCGAUUGCGACGCGUCAGAGUGGUCCUCUACCGUCGCAGGAAGAUCUCUAUCCUGGGGAUGGCGAAGAACAGUGGGGACGUGGUCGCUCUGGUGGUGGAGGUGGACGAGGCGGGGGUGGAGGUGGUAGAUGGGGAGGGGGAGGAGGAGGCGGUGGAGGUGGUGGUGGUCGCCGCCGAUAUUGACCACCGAUUUGCUGCUUCGUGUUUCGUUACAUCGUAUUUAGUUCUACGUGCAAUGCAGCUCUUGUGUGACGAGAAAAGGCUCCACGUCAUCUGCCUUAUGAUGAUCUUUGUUUCUUUCAUACUUGCCUUUCACAGAGGUAAGAUGCUAGCCGACGUUCUUGAGGUCU
This is a messenger RNA of Somion occarium, 2274 nucleotides long. The record is from the annotation of a GenBank genome assembly. NCBI's taxonomy places the organism in Eukaryota, Fungi, Basidiomycota, Agaricomycetes, Polyporales, Cerrenaceae.